Molecule: messenger RNA, 3177 nt
Organism: Acanthaster planci (crown-of-thorns starfish)
Lineage: Eukaryota; Metazoa; Echinodermata; Asteroidea; Valvatida; Acanthasteridae
Product: microfibril-associated glycoprotein 4-like
Source: RefSeq, a predicted model, not a curated record
CGUUCCAAUGUAGCCUUUGCGGUGCGCACUCGUCGUGAUUAAUAGCACAUGAUAUAAAUAUCCAUGAUGUCAUGCUGCACUCUUAAUUGUGAUUGGUUGAUAUCACCCACGUCACCCUGUUAGUGCGAAACACCACUGUUUUGGCUUGUUUACAGACAGGCUUAGAGCCAUAGACUAAAAAUUAGUGGCAUACGCUUGAAGUGGCAAUUCUUCACUUCUGAGGUAUUUUGAAGUCACCUUCCAACAUGUCAAAGGUACAGAAGGUUGUCGUUCUUGCAUUAAUCGUGGUUGGGAUUUUGACCACCGCAACGGUGAGCGACAGUCCCACCUAUAAGAAGGGAGCUCAACCAGUCUACCAGCAGCAAAUUAUUAUCAACUCGCCGGAUGAGCUCUCAUACCCAGGGGCCGUGUGUAACUACUCCACAAUCCGAGAAGUUGUUGUCGAUGAACUGCAGAACACGAGUCGCCGGCUAGCUCAGCUAGAAGUAAACAUCGCUAGUGAAGUACACGCCUUGUCGUCAGAGUUGAGUGAUGUCAAACUGCAGCUGGACCAGAUUACGGAAGCAGUCAGAGAGCUUGCUGAACUCCUGAGGAGUACGCCAGACACCACUGCUGCACCUCCCACACCCUUCAAAGACUGCUCUGAAGCCUUUGCAAACGGGGUGACUACCAGCGGUGUGUAUACGAUUCAACCUGAUGAUGAUGGGAGUCCAUUCAGAGUGUACUGCGACAUGGAGACAGACGGUGGUGGAUGGACGGUGUUCCAGCGGCGUCAAGACGGCUCUGUUGAUUUCUACCUUGACUGGGAGAGUUACCGCCAGGGUUUCGGUAGUCUAAACGGUGAGUUCUGGCUCGGCAAUGACUACCUGCAUCGACUCACUGCUCAGGGCGCGUACCAACUGCGCGUCGAUCUCGAGGAUUUCGAAAACAACACUGCAUAUGCUGUGUAUGACACAUUUCGUGUUGAUGAUGGGCUGGACAACUACCGGUUGACAUUGGGGGCCUACUCAGGAACGGCUGGUAACUCAUUUUCUCGCCACUCGAACUACCCCUUUUCCACCAAAGACCGUAACAACGAAUCCAAUUCUUACAACUGUGCCGUACAGUACACCGGAGCCUGGUGGUACUGCUCGUGUCACGACACAAAUCUGAACGGCCUGUACCUUCGUGGGCAGACAGAUCAGUAUGCCAAAGGUGUCGUCUGGCAACAUUGGAAAGGGGAUUACUACUCGCUGAAACGUACCGAGAUGAAAAUUAAGCUAACAACUCGUUAGCUCCAUGGAAUUAGUUCUCAUUAGUUCAUGUCGGAACUAGAAGAUGGUAGGUUUGCAGAAGCACAAUGUGAAAAAUUCCUUUUUUGAGAAUGUGUGGUUCUAAAAAGAACCGGAGGUGCUCAACAUUUUGGACACUGUGCUCAGUCCAUCGUCAACAGAUUCUCUAUUUCGUUCUACCAGCAUUUUUUUGCUUAUUUGAUGAACACAUUUUGAAAAGAAUGAUCCCUUACAAUGUACCUUAUUCGUGUGAUCGGGUUCAUCAGCGUGGAGGCCAUCCCUCCACUUCCGCGCACCCUUUGCCGUCUUGUAAAAGCAUUAUCCAUCUUUUGUCACAGUUGAUGCCGAUAAAAUGUAUAUUUCUUUUUAUUUCUCACCAUUUCUUAUUUUCUGGUAAUUCAUCUCGUUAUUUCUAAUUUAGGCCGUGUCCGAAACGUGCUUCAAAAGCUGUGGUGUGGCUAGGUCUAAAAUUGUCAACGCAUCUCCGCACAUUUUCCAAUUGAGGGAAGACCUAGACCUAACUCUAGACAACAGAUUCGGAUGCAGCCCUAUCUUUCAUUUUCAAAUGUGGUCACGGAUCAAAUACGUAUAUUUACAUAUGUGACUUAUAUAACAGCGAGAUAUCCAAGCGACCCAAAAUCCUGUCUGACUGCAAUUAUGGUCGAUUGUAUUGAUGUAAGCAUGAGUAUUGGACUUUUUAUGACGGUUCUUCCGUAUUCAUGCAACUCUGUUUUAAUGUGCAUUGUGGGAAAUCGAAUAUAAACAAAAGAACAGUGGCAUGGAGUACCUAAUUCCUUGAGAUUCGAACGCAGUGACAGGACAGCACUUAAGCUCUUGUUUUAAUCUGUUGUACCUGUAUUGUGCCUUUGAUUGCUUUUAUGAUUGUUUUUACUGUUAACGUGGCCGCGGUAACUUAAUGGGUUUUCUUAUAUUGUACUUUUGUUUAAACAUUGUCAGGAUUUUUUAAAUUCAUUUUGACACAGUUUGUGAUUUUGAUGGAUUUUAAGAUGAUUUCUUGAUCGAUAGACGGGUUGAAAGACCGAAAAUGUGAUAUGAUAUUCACGUGUUACCGCUACAGAUAGGUUUUUGCUUGCUGGGUGUAAAGAAAUUCGUAAAAAAAAACCCGAAAAAACCCCAAAGAACCUUUCAAUCAAAUUCUGGUUUCAGCAUGUCUCUGUUGCCAAUUCUUCUCGUGGAUGAAACGUAUCUCAGUUAUGGUGAUAAAAGAAAAAAUAGUUACUGAAUAAAAAGAGCUCAGGGUUUUUCAUUCAAAUUAAAUGUUACAGAUGAAAAAUCACGGUUAGAGCCGCUGCCACUCCCAAUCGAUAUUCAAACCGUUCUCCUAAUUCAAGUGAGAAGUUUAUCGAUGUGAUUUGCUUUAGGAAUACAAAUUUUGACUGGCUAAUGUUUUUUCCGUGUGUUGGUCAUUGGCGUAGAGAUCUUUAUCGGAAUUCCAAAGGGAAUAUUUUCUGGAAUCCUGCUUCAGAAGAAAAGUUGAUCAAGUACAAUUAAUUCACAACUAUAACUUAAUUAAACAUGGAAAUUUAAUUGUGUUUGAACGAAUGGGGGUAUACUUGUUUUCUAUUCACCAGUCUACUUGAUAGCAAAACCUCGUCAAAUUUUGAUCAAAGUUGACGCCUUGUGAGGGUUCUUCUCAUUUUUUUUCAAACAUUUCGAUCUGUCAGCAGAAAAUUAAAAAUUACAUUGCUCUCGUACAUGGCUAAACUUCCACGCCGCACGAUGGACCGACAGUAUCCCUGCCCCUGCUUGUUUUGUUUGCAGAUAAUUGAUUUAUACUAACCCCAAGAGUCUUCACUUCACAAUCGUCUGGCUUUGUUGAAUGCGAUAAUGUUGUAGAAUGGUAGUUUGGAAUAAAUAUUGUUUAGAGGUUUUUUUCGUUCAUACA